UUAUGUUGUAUGACGUGUGUGUAGUGGGUGCUGGCACUAUGGGCUCCUGUACAGCUUACUACCUAUCCAAGAACAACACAAGCCUCAACAUUUGUCUUAUCGGUCCUGGGGAACCUGAAGCAAAGACACGAGAUCGUGAGGUAUUUGGGUGUCACUACGACGAAGGCAGGAUAUCACGUGUAAUCUCGCAAAUAGAAACCGAGCAGAUUUUGGCUUACCGCAGUAUGCUUUCGUAUCCGGAGCUAGAGCAGCUGUCCGGUCUUCAAAUUUUUUGGGAGGUGGGGAGCGCGGUAAUAGGUCAAGCUGGUGACUCGUUUGUGAGCGAGUUCUCCUCCGUGACAGACAAGUUCUGCAAGAAGAAUGGUUUGCUUUGUGAAGAGGUGAACGAAACCUUCGUCAAGGAGAGGUGGAGUUAUUUCCUACCACCACAAAACUGCUCUGGACGUUUUUCUAAAAAAUUCAAUGGUUACAUAAGUGUGAGAAAUUUAGUGAGGGCUUGCCAGGCUGUAGCUGAAAAUAAUGGCGUCCAGCGAAACUUCGAAGUAGUCAAAGACAUAACCAAAUAUGAAGGAAAUUUCCGAAUAGCUCUUGAAGGUGGAGAUGUAAUUUCCUGUAAGAAAAUUGUCCUAGCUUGUGGUUCUUUCACCAACUUCUUCAACAUCCUACCCAGCAAAAGGAAACUUGAACUGCAGCUGGUCGGGCACAGUGUUUUGAAACUUGAACUGAACGAGAAAGACUCCAAGGAUAUGGCUGAUUUUCCUUCCAUGAUAUACAAACCAAACCUAACCAGCAGCUAUAUUUAUAUUUUACCACCGAUCAAAUAUCCUAACGGGAAAACGUAUCUGAAAAUUGGUCACGUUGUGUACCCGAAAUUGGACGAGAAUAAGUUAGGGAAAGUGCUCACUACCCUGGAGGAAGUACAAGAGUGGUACUGCCAGAAAGACUAUCCGAAAGCAAGGAAAUAUUUUAAAGCCCACUUCGAAUCGUUAUACCCAGGGGUGAAUCCUUUAAGUGAAGAACUCGAUUUUUGCGUCAUGGCGAUGACAACCUCAGGGAAGCAAUUGAUCGGUUUUGUGGAAGAAAACUUGAUGGUGGCGGGCGGAGGGAAUGGUAAAUCUGCCAAGUUUGGACUUGAAAUCGGAAGUAUUUGUGCAGAUAGUAUAGUUAAGGGAGAGUGGGUUUGUGACCAUUUGGAUCCGGAUGAUUUUAGAGUUCGAUACAGUAAGGAACUUAGUGCUUAAUUUGAUUCAUAUCCAGACAGUGGAUCUGGAGACUUCUCAUUCAGUUCCGUUAGCAAGCCAAGAAUCUCAGAAUCUGGGAUUCUUUUUUGAUCGCCAAAUAAACCUUCAAUAAGACUAUCGAUUAAUAAAAGUAUGUUAAUCAAUCCAAAGGGCUAUUUGGACUAUUUACUGCAACUCAGUUACCAUUAUAGACCAUUAUAGACUACUCAGUCUAUAAUGGUUACAUAAGAUACAGAACAAUGCUGCUCGAUUUAUCUUUGGUAUUUACGAAAAGAAGAUACGUGAUCCUAUCAUGCUUUUUAUUACCUCAAAAAGCUCCACUGUUUGGUUUAGGAUCAAGUUAAAAAUAGCACUUCUGGUCUUCAAGUUAAUACUUAAAUAACAUAGCCUCUCAGUACUAACAAGGACACAUCAAUCUAAGAGAAGUGCGAAGUUCCGGACUAGAUGAUGACUUUAAUUUGCUAAAAGUUCCUCCUGCACCACAUUUCAGACUAACAGCUGCUGCUUUUAUUGAAAUGAACUGCCCAUCACUGCUGGGAUCUUAUUAUCUGACAAAGAUAUCGUUAAGUGACAAAGUUUGCUUAGAGGAUGACCGUGUGCCCUUCACAUCUGAAUUGGCGUGGCUCUGAAUUAACACAUAACAUCAAUGUCGUUCAGAGCCGCGCCAAUUUUGAGGGACGCACGGCCAAAGGCCCAUUCGGAAUCGAACCGGUAACAAUUGGAUGGGGUUCACAUCCGAUUUUGGAAUUUCACUUAUUCACCUUCCGCUUUUUAACAUUUUUAACUUUUACUUAAAUUGGGCUUUAACAGACUUAUUUUUUACACACUUAGCUUUUUUAUUCGUUAUAAUUUAUACUCACCCGGACCUCGAGUUACAUUUGAUAAAUAUUUAAUAAUGAGUCAAAGUUCUGCAAUAUCACUUUUAUUUUUGUUAUACGUACUUUAGUAGUUUAGUGGAAUGUUGGGAAUCUUAUGAAGGGGCCUUCGGGAGUUCGAACCAAAUUAUUUCGACUUAUUUUUGAAUGUUGAUUCCGAAUCACCACAUUUUUACAUCGCGA
Bolinopsis microptera is the source of this 2299-nucleotide messenger RNA. RefSeq names its product monomeric sarcosine oxidase-like. The transcript has 3 exons. The record is from RefSeq and is a predicted model, not a curated record. Bases 3 to 1241 code for a protein of 412 amino acids. Gene Ontology annotation, molecular function: flavin adenine dinucleotide binding; sarcosine oxidase activity. NCBI's taxonomy places the organism in Eukaryota, Metazoa, Ctenophora, Tentaculata, Lobata, Bolinopsidae.